UGGUGAGCUUUCUUUUAUGAGCUACACAUAUUGUUGACAUUGUGUCACACUGCUUUUUAAUUUCUAAUGUGUUUUUAAUUUGCAAAGUAUGUGUAUCCUUUCACAGCAGUAGCACUGAGCAGUAGCAUUUUGGAAUCUAGACAUUGCUUUAGGCAGAUGAGUUGGGUCAGGCUUAAGGAUGCUGUAUCAUAAGGCUUAGAUUUACUGAAACACACUUGUGAAUGAAUUUCACUUUGAAUAUUGUUGAAUGAAAGAAGAUACUGAGAAAGGCUUUUCCCCCACAAGAACUUCUCUUGCCUCUUGGCAAGUGAAUUGCCCCAAUAUAAAAGCGUUGAGGGGGGAAAAGUGAGCCGCAGAGUGAAAAGGCAAUCCACAAAUAAUCACUCUUUUCUGCCUUUGAUUGUGUCAGAUUUUUUUGUGUGUGUGGCAGUUGUUUUCUUUCUCGCUUAGAAGAGGUUUAUGGUCCAGUGUCUGUCAAGUCAGACCCUGUCUUAAGGUUGCAGUUGUAUUUCUCUCUGGAGUUCCUAGAGGUGAUGUUAUCUUUUGUUCACUCAGCAGUGUGGUCAUUCCUGGGAGCAUCUGUCACUUUAGGCAUUACAAGAUGGAUGGGUCUCCAGUGAACUGCUGGUUGAGGCAAAUGGUGAAAAUAAGAAAAGACAAGGGGUUUCAGGGUCUGCAGAGAGGACAGACAACAAGGAAAUACUGCUAGAAAUCAAGAGUAAGCUGAGCAAUAGAGGAAGCGAGAGCAAAGAUGGAUCGUGUGUCCUUUUAUAAACAUCUUGGAGAGCAGAGUCUCGGGGUGGCUGCUGUGAUCUGAAGGCGACAUCUUCGAUAUGGUACAAAAAAGCUUUAAUCAAGUAAAAUCUAGGCAACAGGCUCCCUGAAGUGUUGACAGCCCAACUAAAUCAUGAACAUGGUUCAAAAAUGUUAAUAAAUAAACCAAGACCAUGGGGAAUUCAUAUGCUGGGCAACUGAAAUCUGCUCGAUUUGAAGAAGCUCUCCACAACUCCAUUGAAGCCUCUCUGAGAUGUAGUAAUGUGGUACCACGACCAAUUUUUUCCCAGCUGUACCUGGAUCCUGACCAGCAUCCUUUCUCCUCUGCAGAUGUAAAACCCAAGGUGGAGGAUCUGGAUAAAGACUUGGUACACCGAUACACCCAAAAUGGCAGCCUGGAUUUUUCUAACAACCUCACAGUAAAUGAAAUGGAAGAUGACGAAGAUGAUGAAGAUAUGUCAGAUUCAAAUAGCCCACCAAUUCCCUAUUCACAGAAACCUGCCCCUGAAGGCUCUUGCACUACAGACGGUUUUUGUCAAGCAGGAAAAGAUUUGCGUUUGGUAUCUCUGUGUAUGGAACAGAUUGACAUCCCAGCAGGAUUUCUCCUGGUGGGGGCCAAGUCUCCCAACCUUCCUGAACACAUCCUAGUGUGUGCUGUAGACAAGCGAUUCCUACCAGAUGAUCAUGGGAAAAAUGCACUUUUAGGGUUUUCUGGAAACUGUAUCGGCUGUGGAGAAAGAGGAUUUCGAUAUUUCACGGAAUUUUCCAACCACAUAAACUUGAAGCUCACCACCCAGCCAAAGAAGCAGAAGCACUUAAAGUACUACCUAGUCAGAAGCUCCCAGGGUGUACUGUCGAAGGGACCUCUUAUCUGCUGGAAAGAAUGUAGAAGCCGACAAUCCUCUACCACUUGCCACUCCAUUAAACCAAACUCUUCAGUGUCAUCAACUGUGACCCCAGAAAACGGCACAACAAAUGGAUACAAAUCAGGAUUCAUUCAGACAGAUUCACCGGUUCUCAGUCCAGCUAAUUCUGCAAUCAAUUUAAGUGGCGCUCAGGACCUGACCCGGAAUAAGAAUGUUGUGAAGCCACUGGCUUUGUCUUUGCAGGUUGUAGGGAAGACUUUUGCUGCAGAUGCUGCUAAUGGAAACAGUAGCCAUGGAGGAAAGAGCAGUGCGUCUAGCUCCACGCCCGCCCGCCCAGGAAAUUAUUCGUUGUCACCAAGACCUAGCUUUGCCUCGGGAGACCAAGCUACCAUGUUCAUUUCUGGGCCACCAAAGAAGCGACACCGAGGAUGGUAUCCUGGGUCACCCAUCCCCCAACCUGGUUUAGUUGUUCCUAUUCCUACAGUUCGCCCUCUUUCAAGAACAGAGUCCCUUUUAUCUACCCCAGUUCCACAGACCCCAUUAACUGGAAUUUUACAACCUCGACCCAUUCCUGCAGGGGAAACUGUAAUUGUUCCUGAAAAUCUGCUGAGUAACUCAGGAGUUAGACCAGUUAUCCUAAUAGGCUAUGGCACUUUACCCUAUUUCUAUGGAAAUGUUGGUGACAUUGUUGUCAGUCCUCUGCUGGUGAACUGCUACAAGAUUCCACAGUUGGAAAACAAGGAUUUGGAACAAUUAGGGUUGACUGGCAGCCAACUCCUGAGCGUGGAAAACAUGAUUCUUCUGACAAUACAGUAUCUCGUACGGCUGGGUCCUGAUCAGAUACCUCUCAGGGAAGAAUUUGAACAAAUUAUGCUGAAAGCUAUGCAGGAAUUUACUCUGCGAGAGAGAGCCCUGCAGAUGGGCGCGCAGUGCACGCCAGUGUCACCAGGACAACUGCCCUGGCUGGCUAGAUUAAUUGCCAGCGUGUCUCAAGACUUGGUUCAUGUGAUUGUGACCCAGAACUCUUUGGCAGAGGGCAUUUCAGAGACUUUGAGGACUCUCAGUGAAAUGAGGCAUUAUCAAAAACUCCCGGAUUAUGUGGUAACCAUUUGUGCUUCGAAAAUCAGAGGAAAUGAGUUUUGCGUGGUCGUAUUAGGUCAGCACCAGUCCAGGGCUCUGGCAGAGAGCAUGCUCACCACAAGUGAGUUUUUGAAAGAAAUUAGUUAUGAACUCAUCACGGGAAAGGUCAGUUUCCUGGCAUCGCAUUUCAAAACCACAUCGUUAGGUGACGACCUAGACAAGCUGCUAGACAAAAUGCAACAGAGACGAGGAGAUAGUGUGGUGACCCCUUUCAACGGAGACCUUAAUGAAUACGUGUCGCCUCAGGAGGCUGCUGCUAUGAGCCCCACGCAGAACCUGGAUUUAGGGAAUGAGACCUUCCAGAUUUAUCAGCCGCAGCUCACAGUUGCCAGAAAACUCUUGUCCCAGGUGUGUGCUAUCGCGGACAGCGGCAGCCAGAGCCUGGACCUUGGCCACUUCAGCAAGGUGGAUUUCAUCAUCAUUGUCCCAAGGUCAGAAGUCCUGGUGCAACAAACUCUUCAACGGAUUCGACAAUCAGGUGUCCUUGUAGACUUGGGUCUGGAGGAAAAUGGGACAGCCUGCCAGAGAGCAGAGAAAUAUGUUGUUCGUCUAGACAAUGAGAUACAAACCAAGUUUGAAGUUUUUAUGAGAAGGGUGAAGCAGAACCCAUACACGCUGUUUGUGCUAGUCCAUGACAACUCCCAUGUGGAACUAACGAGUGUCAUGUCGGGCUCUUUGUCACAUGGUGAGCCCGGCCAUGGAUUGGCUGACAGGGUCAUUAACGGCAGAGAGGUUCUGGAAGCUUUCAACCUCCUGGUGCUCCAGGUCACCUCCUGUCCAUACACUCUGCAGACCCAACAGUCUCGAAUCAGCACCAGCAACGAGGUGCACUGGAUGCAGCUGGACAGCACAGAGGACGUGAGCUGUGAGGAGAAGCUGUACUUCGGCCUGAACGAGUACAGUAAAUCUCUGCAGUGGGGAAUCACAAGCCCCCUUCUGAGAUGUGACGAUACAUUUGAAAAAAUGGUGAACACGCUCUUGGAGAGGUACCCAAGGCUGCAUAGCAUGGUGGUUCGCUGCUACCUCCUCAUCCAGCAGUACUCGGAGGCCCUGAUGGCUCUGACCACCGUGGCAUCCCUGCGUGACCACAGCACACCAGAGACCCUCAACAUCAUGGAUGACCUCCUCAGCUGCCCGGGGAAGAACCGCAGCGGGCGCGGACACAUGCUCAUUCUCCGGGUGCCCUCCGUGCAGCUGGCGAUGCUGGCCAAGGAGCGGCUGCAGGAGGUGCGCGACAAGCUGGGGCUCCAGUACCGCUUCGAGGUGGUCCUGGGGAACCCCGCCUCUGAACUCAGCGUGGCAGCCCACUUUGUGGCGCGACUAAAGACCUGGAGAGGAAAUGAAGCAGAAGAGUGGGUCCCUCGGACGUACCAGGAUCUAGAAGGUCUGCCUUGUAUUGUGAUAUUAACUGGCAAAGAUCCUCUUGGAGAAACCUUUCCCAGGUCUCUAAAGUACUGUGACCUCCGGUUAAUUGAUUCAAGCUACUUAACCCGCACGGCCUUGGAGCAGGAGAUGGGGCUGGCCUGCUGCUACGUGUCCAAAGAGGUGAUCCGGGGGCCCACUGCCGCCCUGGACCUCAGCGGCAAGGAGCAAGAGCGAGCCACGGCCAGCGAGAAUGACACCGAGGAGCUGCUGAUCGACCUGGAGAGACCCCAGAGUAACAGCAGCGCCAUCACGGGAACUUCAGGCUCCAUCAUGGAGAAUGGGGUCAGCUCGUCCAGCACCGCCGACAAGUCCCAGAAGCCGCCCCCGACACCCAGCUUCCGGAGUCCGGUCCCCAACGCGGGGCUGGACGAGGGGCUCUCGGCCGGCCCGGCGGGACCCGGGGAGUCCCUAAAGCAGGAGUGCGACUCGCUGGGGCCCCCGCUGGCCAGCAGCACCACCGCCAAGCCGUCGCCGUCGUCAUCGGGGCCCGGGGCGCUGCCGUGGCCCGGGCCGCCGGGCCGGGCCGGCCGGCCCCCCCAGGCCGCGCUGCCCCCAGUGGUCAUCCUGUCCAAGGCGGCCUACAGCCUUCUGGGCGCGCGGCGGGGCGGCAAGCUGCCGGCGGCCGCGGCCCUGCUGCCGCACCCCGACGUGGCCUGGGCCAGCCCGCUGCGCCCGCCGCCGCCCGCGCACGCCGGCCCCGAGGAGCAGUCGCUCUACUACCGCCGCUGGACGGCCGCGCGGCCGCACCACGCCGACCACGGCAACCCGCCAGACCCCGCCUCUGGCGCGCGGGCCUGCCACCCGCGCCGGCUCCUGCUGAGCGGGCCCCCCCAGGUGGGGAAGACGGGCUCCUACCUGCAGUUCCUGAGGCUCCUCUUCCGCAUGCUCAUCCGGCUGUUGGAAGUGGACGUGUACGACGAAGCCGAGAUCAACACCGAUCACAGUGAAAGCAGUGAGGUGAGCCAGUCAGAGGGCGAACCCUGGCCUGACAUCGAGAGCUUCAGUAAAAUGCCCUUUGACGUCAGUGUGCACGACCCCAAGUACAGUUCGAUGAGCCUGGUAUAUACUGAGAAGCUGGCAGGGGUCAAACAAGAAGCGAUAAAGGAACCCAAAGCUGAGGAGCCCCGGAAACGAGAAACUAUGUCCAUGAUGCUGACCAAGUACGCGGCCUACAACACCUUCCACCACUGCGAGCAGUGCCAGCAGUACAUGGACUUCACCUCUGCCUCCCAGAUGUCCGACUCCACUCUCCACGCCUUCACGUUCUCGUCCUCCAUGCUGGGAGAAGAGGUGCAGCUCUACUUCAUCAUUCCCAAAUCCAAAGAGAGUCACUUUGUCUUCAGCAAGCAGGGCAAGCACCUGGAGAGCAUGCGGCUGCCACUGGUCUCAGACAAGCAGAAUUUGAACGUGGUCAAGAGCCCUAUUUUCACCCCCUCCAGCGGUCGCCACGAGCACGGACUUCUAAACCUCUUUCACGCCAUGGAGGGCAUCAGCCACUUGCACCUGCUGGUGGUCAAAGAGUACGAGAUGCCGCUGUACCGCAAAUACUGGCCCAACCACAUCAUGCUGGUGCUUCCUGGCAUGUUCAAUAACGCAGGCGUGGGUGCUGCCAGGUUCCUCAUUAAGGAGUUGUCUUAUCACAACCUGGAGCUGGAGAGAAACCGCCUGGAAGAGCUGGGAGUUAAACGCCAGUGUGUCUGGCCUUUCAUCGUCGUGAUGGAUGACUCAUGUGUCCUGUGGAACAUUCACAGUGUUCAGGAGCAGAGCAGCCAGCCCAUGGAAACAGGAGUUUCCAGUAAGAAUGUGUCCUUGAAGAGUGUCUUGCAGCACAUGGAGGCGACACCGAAAAUCGUGCACUACGCCAUCCUGGGCAUCCAGAAGUGGAGCAGCAGGCUGACUUCUCGGAGCCUCAAGGUCCCGUUCUCUAGGUGCCACGUGCACGACUUCAUCCUCCUCAACAUAGACCUGACUCAGAACGUGCAGUACGACUUCAACAGGUAUUUCUGUGAAGAUGUUGACUUUAACCUGAGAACGAACAGUAGUGGACUGCUCAUCUGCCGCUUUAACAACUUCAGUCUCAUGAAGAAACAUGUGCAAGUUGGCGGGCAGAAGGACUUUAUCAUUAAACCAAAGAUCAUGGUGUCAGAGAGCAUGGCGCCUAUCCUGCCCCUACAGUAUGUCUGUGCUCCCGACAGUGAGCACACCCUUCUGGCAGCCCCCGCACAGUUCCUCCUGGAGAAGUUCCUGCAGCACGCCUCCUACAAACUCUUCCCCAAAGCUAUCCGAAACUUUCGGAGCCCCGUGCUGGCCAUCGACUGCUACCUUAACAUUGGACCAGAGGUGGCCGUAUGCUACGUCAGCUCCAGACCCCACUCCAGCAACGUCACCUGUGAAGGGGUGUGCUUCGGUGGACUCCUCCUGUACCUCUGUGACUCUUUUGUAGGUGCUGAUCUUCUUAAGAAAUUUAAGUUUCUCAAAGGUGCUACCCUGUGUGUCAUCUGCCAAGACAGAAGCUCCCUGCGCCAAACGAUUGUCCGCUUGGAGCUGGAGGACGAGUGGCAGUUCCGCCUCCGGGAUGAGUUCCAGACCGCCAACAGCAGCGAUGACAAGCCGCUCUACUUUCUCACCGGACGUCACGUAUGACCUUUUGAAGAGACCAAAACUAGCAAAGGGAUGCCUAGAUGUGGUGGGGCAGAAAUAAUUAUUGGGGAUUUAAUUAUUUCCUUUAAAGUACAAUCACUGUGGAGCAAAGUGCAACAUGUAUUUGUCGGUUCUCCAAAGAAACCCCCACCCCCAAAUCUGACCCAGAUCUCUGGGGGGCAUCACUUUCUUUCACUUCCAGUUUCAGGACCUUAAAUUCAGGUCAACUCCACCCUAGGUAGUUAUGCAAUUAACUCAAGAUGUGGUCUGCCCACGGGAGCCUGAGGAGGAAAUAGUGUGGAGAAACCGCAUGGAUGCUGCGUUGUUUUUUCUACUAUGCUCUGUCGGGGGAAAACUGACUCUUGGCGUUAGCGAGCCUGAAUGUGUUACGUGACUCACGCCAUUGGUGUGGAAUUAAUUGAAGAUUAACAUUUGAGGCCUGAGCCCUCAGUUUCUCUUCAGAUCUGUACUUUGGUACAGUAUUACUCAGGGGUCUGAAAUGAUAGAAUGUAGAAAUAUUUGUAUUUAAAAAAAAAGUAGCCUUGUCUUUCUCUGUGCAGUGUUAGUUUAUGAUUUAUAAUCUUGUAUGUAUUGAAACUUUUGGCAAAAUUUCCACAGGAGUUGAAAGUUUACUAUUUAAACUGAACAAACACGUUAGUAAAUGCAGAGCAGGCGCUGUGUGUAUUUAUGCAGCUUCUCCUGGCUUAAGUUCUUUUGCUUUAUCCAUUCUUUAAAAAUGUUUCCAGUCUCUUAAGCACAUCAUGCCUGUGAGAAUAUGAACAGUGAUUAAUCUUGUACAAGGAAAACCUGAUUCAAAAGUUGAGCCAAUUAAGAAGGUUUUAGCAGUCGCCCCACACCCACUCCACUGGGUUGGAAUUAAGCAUUUGGCACCAGCAAAGCUAAAUGUCAGGCAGGCCAAGCUUCUGUGUGGAGUGGAACUAGUUUGUUUCCUUUCAAAGACUAAAGCAGUUUCCUUUCAAAAAUACACUGAAUUAGCUGCCUUAUACUGACAAUACCACAGAAACUGCUGAAAUGGGAAACAGAGCCAUAGAGAGAGAGGCUGUUUUACUUAAUUCUACCAGUGAGUGAGUGAGUGUGUGUGUGUGUGUGUGCGCGCGUAGUAAAAAAGAAUUCCAUUUAAGUCUUUUUGACUCAAAAAUCAGCAGGGGAUCUUUGUUCAGUAUCAACAGCAGGAGGCAUAAGUUUAUACAGACUUUUACCACAUAUUUUAAUCAAAAACGGAUUUCUAGAAAAUGUUCUAGAACAUAAUAAGUUUAUUGGAAGUUGAUUCUUCCAAAUUACUUCAAUUCUCAUUGAUGGCUUGACAUUUUUCUUAUUAGCCCAUAUAUCACUUUAUCUCCACUUUACACAGCCGUUUUUACUUGAAUAGAUGUCUUGUUUAUGGCCGGAAACCACUGCAAGGGGCCUGCUAAGCCUACGUUCACUCGGAACAGACAGUGUUACCUGACCAGCUUUACUAGUUUGUGAUACAGAGUUUACAGAGAGUGAAAAGACAGAAUGUACUACUCUGAAAAUGAUUUCAGAUCUCUUGGUUUUAAUAGCUAUUUUUGUUUUAUAUAUAUCUUAAAAUGAACAAUUCCUUUUAAAAAUUCCAUUUUUAAUUGAUCUUUAAAGAGGACCUGCCUUAUAUAUGCUUUAAAAAUACUUGUUAAUUUUACUUCAGCAGAACUUUUGGCAAAGAGGUACGUUCUGAAGCAGGCUGCUUUAGAUAUGAAUGUAUUUCACUGGUUUUGUUGACAGGGCCUACUGCAGAUGAUAUCAAGAAACCCACUGCUUGUGCAAUAUUCCAAUAUUUACUACAUAGGGCAAAUAAAAUACUUGAAAUAAUCCUAAAACAGCUGUUCCUGGGGCAGAUGGCGUCUCAGGGUUUCUUCUGGCUUUAUGGCUUCAGUCUAAGGAAAAAAAUUUUAAGUACUUAUUUGAGCUGUGGAGACUCCAUAUUUGUUAGGACUACACUCAGAAAAAAUCAAAUGAUUAUGAUCUCUUAAAUUCUGUUUAACUCUGUGGAAGAGAAAUGCCAGAAUAAAGCCAAAAGACCAUCACCCUGAUGAUGGAGAAUUUAAACUGACCUGCCUAUUCUUUUCAGUGUCUGUCUUACCAAGGCUUGGAUCUUUUAAAAUCACCUUAUCAGUAUAAUUCUUUAGAGAAUGUUAGGUCGUUCUCCUUUAAGGAUAAAAUUGCACAAGCACAGCCCACCAUGAUUUGGUUAAUACAACCCCUGGUGUGUUCCACUUCGAGCCUCGCCAGCCCUUAGAAUAUCAUGGUGUGAAUGUGUUCACUUGGCCUGCAGAAUAACUGACCUAUAGACCUGUUAAACCCUGCCAUAUGUGAGGGUUCCCACAGGUUAAUACUGAAUGUAAACUUACAAUGAGAACUGCUGUAUUCAAUUUUUUGGGUUGUAAUUUAUGCAAUUGCUUCUUGUGAUUUUUAGAAAAGGAGGCACCUGUGUUACUUUAUUACUGUAAAGUUUCUUAACCAAAAUUUGGUGAAUUUCACUAGUCAGUCUACCUCACAUUUUGUUUAUGAUUCUAAAUUGUCUUGUGUUGACAGUACAUUCUUGUCCUUUCAUUUAAUUUGGUGAAUGUAUUAAAUUCUCCCCCACCCCCUAAGAAGAAAGUGUGUUUUCUUUACAUUUUCUGCUAUGUUCAAAAAUGGAAUGAGCUGGUUCUGCCAAUGUCCGAGAAAGGCCACAAGUCCACGUCAUAAGUUGGAUAACUCUAAGAUUCUAUUAUUCUGGCUUAACGGUGCAAGAAAGUGCUGAGUAAGUAUUUGUGGACUGAAAAUCUAUAGCUUAUCCAAAGAAGAUACACACGUAUAAAGUAUCUACACACCAUGCCCACUUGCAGAGUGCUACAUAAUUAUGAAUAACAGAGCUAGAAAUGAUUAAAGAAAUGUUAGAAAUAUCCAUGGUACAUCCCCGAGCUUUUGUUUUAUGGAUGGCAACUGUAUUCAUUUCCAUGUCCCAUGAAGCAGACUUUGGGAUGGUAGAAUUGUGUAGUAUAACCUAAGGUUACUCUCCAUUUUAUUUCUAAAUUCUAAUUUCACCAGCUUUAGCGAAUUAACUUCUUAUUCCGGGGGGGGAAAUGCCUUUCAGUUCUAUUACGUUGACAGUGCUAAAACAGCCUUUGAUAUAGAAUGUAAAAACACUCUUUAGGGUCCGAGGUCCCUGGCUGUUGCCUCAGGAGGGCCAGUAGCUAUCUUAAGUCUGCUGACAGACCCAGGAGCAAGUAGGACGCUGCCCGUGUCCCACCACACACCCCACUGAGCUGCCCUGGAAAGACUACCAGCUGUGAAACUGCCUGCUGUAGCUCUGUAUUCAACUACGGAGAGCCGAACAAUAUCCAGAGAACACACAUGCCUCAGGCUUGUCUUCAGUCAUGGCAAGAAGCUCAUAAGCUCCCUCUGGGUCUAAGAGAAUAUCGAUAAAACAGUGAAACCCUGGCUUCCCUGAAAAAAACAAAAAAUCAUCACUAAAGAUGCAGGAAGGACCUCUGGGACCAAGGAAACACUGUAAAUUCCUGUGUCUUAGCUGCCAAGUAUUAAGCUGAGGAAAGAAUCUAUAGUUGACCCUUCAACAAUACAGGUUUGAACUUCACAGGUAUACUUAUACACAAUUUUUUUCAAAAAAAGAAAACAAUGUACUACAGUACUACACAGUCCCUGGUGGGUUGAAUCUACAAAGUGCUAAUAUAAAGAGCCGACUGUAAAGUUAUACCUGAUUCACGACUACAUGUGGGGUUAGCACCCCAACCCCCACGUUGUUCAGGUGUCCACUGUACUUCAGUGAUUAUGAUAGCAAAUGGAAUAGGAAUAGUUAGAAAAAGCAACAAUUAAGUUUUCUUACCAAUUCUUUGCUGUUCUAAGACAGAAUCUUCCCUUGAUCUGCUAGAAAGCCCAAGAAUCAUGAGAACAGGUAGAAGGCAUAUGUGUCUGCAGUCGCUACCCCAGAAAUCGAUUUAGCCACCUUCACCGCCAGCGAACUAACUACAGCCAGGAAGGAAUGUGGCUGUGUUCCUACCAAGAUGCCCUAGCUGGGCAGCCAUGCAAACUAAGUGACAAUUAAAAUAUCAGUGUAUGUCUGCUAUAUUUACUGUUCUUAUGAUAGUUAUGAUUUUAGUAGAUAUAUCAAGUUCACUCUUGCACAUUAUAAACUGAUAAAAUACUGAUUUUUAUAAUGCUGACAAAAUGAAAUAAAACCAUUGUAUGUCCACGUAAGCAAGAGCAUAACGUGUAAGAUCA
This is a messenger RNA of Bubalus bubalis (water buffalo), 11105 nucleotides long. It is a transcript of the gene GREB1L, whose product is annotated as GREB1 like retinoic acid receptor coactivator. The record is from RefSeq and is a predicted model, not a curated record. The coding region runs from base 948 to 6848 and encodes 1966 amino acids. The transcript is spliced from 34 exons. NCBI's taxonomy places the organism in Eukaryota, Metazoa, Chordata, Mammalia, Artiodactyla, Bovidae. Gene Ontology annotation, biological process: multicellular organism development; kidney development.